AGUCCCUCGGUAAAUCUGUCUGCCAUCUCCCCGCACCCCUUCCACAUCUGUUCCCCUCACUACCCUCUCUGAAAUGUUCUGAGUUUUCUACUUCCCUUUCUCCUGCUUCUCUUUCUGCUCUCUUCUGAGUCUCCAGUCCUCCUUGCAAGGUCCCUAGCUCUCUUUCUCCUUUAAAGGGUCCGUCCAGACGCCGGCGGCUCUUUAUUGGCUGGGCUCAGGUGGGUGGGUCCUGUCACCAGGGAAACAGCAACAACAAGCUAGCUCCUGCUUGGCAACCGGUGGGGGUGGGACCAUGGCCUGUGGGACCGGAGCUCUGCGCUUGGCUCCCCCGUGGUCACCCACCUCAGGAAGGGAUGUGCCCGGAUCCUGGCCCAACUGGCAUCUCACCAGCAGCGGAGUUGCUCACCACAUAAUCCCACCUGUGUCCUUUCCUCCGCCCAAUGUACAGUCCACAGUCUCGCAGCCCCUACCCCCUGCUGCUAGGCAGGCUUUGCACAUCUGGGAUUUCGACGAGGUCAUCAGCAGAUGGGAGACAACAUCUGGCUCGGCCCAGGUGCCCAAGACCCUCUGGGGGCCCUACACGCAGCCCAGGGCCCCAGAGCCUGCAGACCCUGUGCGGACAGUGGGGAUCAAGGCUUUAGAGGAAAAGCUCAGACACUGGCGACUCCCCCUGACCACAAAACCCCAGAGCAGCGAGACGAUGGCACAGUACAAGGGCUGGCCCACCCUGGCCCAGGACGAUGCCACCUACAUCAGGGCCCAGCCCCUGGAGCUCGUGGACCACCGCCGCCAUGGGGGACCAGCCCAGGCUCUAGUCCCCUGGGCAAGGAAACCUGAGGUGACCGGCCGGCCUUUCACGAUAUCUGACCAAGGAGUCCUGGACCGCCAUCAGCUCUACAUGAGCACCUCGUCCCGAGACUUCCGCUUUUACCCCCAGAAAGAGCUGUCGGCCGCCAGCCGGGACGUGCUGACCUACUGGAACUUCAAGGGGACGCCUCGGGGCUGGGGACCCAGCCCACCCCUGCCGAAGCGGGUCCCGGGAACGCCGGCCGUGCCGCACCGUGGAUCCCUGUCCCUAGCUCAGGAGUCCUACAGACCCCCGCUGCGCCCGCUGGACUGGUUCUGCCCGCGGGAGGCGCCCUGGGACGGCCCUCACUGGAAGCCUCUGCCCGGCAUCUUCAGCACGCCCAAAGCCUACAGUACCGAGUCCUCCCGCUACGGCAGCCAGAAGCCCGAGCUGGUCUGAGCGGGCGGGGCGGGGCUGGGACACGCCCACUGGUCUCGAGAGGACCCGAACUGGUGAAAGUCCAUUAAACUACUGCCCAUCGGAAGGACACGCCCCUGCGGGGGUGGGGCUCAGCCCACUUCCGGAGGCCUGCUGGAAUCCCGACUUCCAAUAGGCUUGGGUGUGGGAUGCUCUUCCGAAUCCCUAGAUGGCGUCCGGGGCGUCUUGCAGGUCCCUGUCCCAGCACACUUCGGAGGCCGCUAGCACUGGCUGGACCCUAUUUCUUUUUUCUUUUUUUGAGACUGAGUCUCACUAUGUAGCCUAGGCUGGUCUCGAACUCACA
Fukomys damarensis (Damara mole-rat) is the source of this 1568-nucleotide messenger RNA. RefSeq lists its product as uncharacterized. The transcript has 5 exons. NCBI's taxonomy places the organism in Eukaryota, Metazoa, Chordata, Mammalia, Rodentia, Bathyergidae. The record is from RefSeq and is a predicted model, not a curated record. Bases 293 to 1246 code for a protein of 317 amino acids.